AUGCCAACUCCAUCGACUAAAAAGAAGACAAAGAAAAUCGCCGAAGAUCCGCUAUCGUCAUCUGGAGUCUCUUCACUGUCUGGAAUCUCUUCUUACAAUAUAAGAAAGAUUUCAAUUUACAAAAAUGGCGAUCGCUUUCAUAGAGGAGUUAAAUUUGUGAUUAAUCCGCGAGUUGUCAAAGAUAUGGAACCAUUGCUGAACCAAAUCAAUGAUCGCAUUGAACUCUCCCAUGGAGCCAAGAAGUUAUACACAACGGAUGGAAAAGUGGUUGGUUCAAUAAAAGAGUUGGAAGAUGGGAAGAUUUAUGUGGCCGCUUCCGCUCAAUUCAUUCCAAUGAGAUAUGGGGAGUUUACUGAAAAGGUGUGGAAACCACCGAGCAGGAAACAUAGUCCAAUUAUGAGUUCUGAUCGAAUCAAGACUGCAAGAACGCGUAGUCAGGAUCCGAGUAAACGAAGACAACCACAGAACUCCGGAAACGCUGGAUCCACUACUGGUUCUGGAGUUCAGAGGAGUCGUUCAGUGAGAACUUUGGCAGAGGAUCGCAAGUCUAGACGAGACAUCUCUCAUCCGAAAGCCAAUGGAUCUAAUGCUCCAAUCCCCAAAAAGUUCGACCAACCACGUCCAAAGGCUCCAGCUCCUAAACAAUUCAUUCCAAAACCUAGAAAAACACUGCCUCCGUCGACUACAACCACCAAAAAACCACCGACACCAAAGAGAAAGAUCUCGAAGAAAGUGCUCGGAGCAGCGGCUGGAGUGGGUGUUACAGUGGUCGGAGCAGCUGCUCUUGGAGCCGUCGCUGCGGCAUCGAAAAAGGCGAAACCAACCACUCCGAAACCAAAACCAAUUCCAACAGCAGUUUCGGAUAUAUCAACUGCUUCAUCAGUAAUGCCAGUUCCAAAUGUCGAGUCAUCUGGAGCAGCUGAGAUUUUGGAAUUCCCAGAGGAAGAGAAGAAAAUCGAUAUGGCCAUGAUCCAUCGUACUCCAACUCCUCCUCAGAUUCCAUCUAGAGCAGCGUCGGCGAAGUCGAUAAAGAAACCAGAGACACCGGCAGAAGACAGGUCAGCAAAGAUCUUGGAGGCUAAGAGUGUAUCACAACAACCAACGCCAGAAGAGAGUUCAGAAGAAGACGACGAAGGAAACGAGGAUGAUGAAGAUGAUGAUGUUGAGGACGAUGAAGAAGAAGCUGGAUCAGAAGAAGUUGAGGAGCCAUCGGAUGAGGAAGAAGAGGAGGAUGACGAGGAAGAAGACGAAGAGGAUGAAGAGGAAGAGGAAGAGGAAGAAUCCAGAUUAGGAACUCCAGCCUCCAGACCGUCGUCGUCAGCUCUCUCAUCCGCUGGAUCCCAAGCCGAUGAUAAGGAUAAGCAUGACAAGGAUGAAGAUACCAAAAAGUGA
Molecule: messenger RNA, 1392 nt
Organism: Caenorhabditis briggsae
Lineage: Eukaryota; Metazoa; Nematoda; Chromadorea; Rhabditida; Rhabditidae
Exons: 5
Coding region: 1-1392 (463 amino acids)
Biological process (GO): intracellular signal transduction
Cellular component (GO): microtubule; microtubule organizing center
Source: RefSeq, a predicted model, not a curated record